AUGAAUAUCGUACACGUCCCCCAGAAGACCCCAGUGUCACCCGACACCCCCUCCUUCGGAGUCGAAUUCGAAUUCCUCAUCGCAGUUCUCGCUAAACCCAGCAUCGAAAACCCCAACCCCUCGGAUCCACGAACCGUCUACUUCCCCUCCACCCCCGAAGACCACGCACCCGCCUACUUCUGCAUCCCCGCUGGAAAAGAAGACUGGGCCAACGAAUGGUCCAUCUACGCCCACAUCAAACGCAGUCUCGCCUCGAUCGGUCUCCCCACCGAACCCGGAAAAGCCAAUUCCAAUUUCGCCAUGUGGGAAAUCACUCGAGAUGGUUCCAUCAAGCCCUCCAAACCUCCUCAUCGCCGCAACAAAAAAGCCUACGCCGAUUGGCAAGCUUACACCUAUUACCCCAUCGAAAUCCGCACGCCCGCUUACUACUACAGCGAAGAUGCCCUCCGCGACAUUGCCGAUUUCUGUAAAAUCAUGCGCAAAAACUAUCUCGUCACCGUUAACGAAUCAUGCGGUCUACACGUCCAUAUCGGCUACGGAACGCAGGGAUAUGCUCUCCCGCAUCUUCGUCGUUUGGGCGCUAUGAUCCAGGCUUUCGAACCGCAAUUCGAAUCGAUUCAUCCGGAAUAUCGUAUCGAUUCCCGUAACGAUCAUUGUGUUUCGUUCCGCGAAAAUACGUAUUUCCAGUGGAAAUAUAAGCAGGAUCAUGGAAGAUCUCCGCGCGUGCUGGAAACUAUCGCGACGAUAUUGGCGUGCGAAAGUAGAGAUGCUUUUCGUACGUGUGUGACGGCCGCGGGCGCACAUCCGUACGUGGGAUACAAAACGGCGUGGAAUUUUGAUCGUAUGGGGACGGAGACUAGACCGCACGAUAGGUGUUUACCUGAUACGAUUGAGUUUCGGGGACAUGAGGGAUCGUUGGAUGCGGAGGCGGUGGGGAACUGGGUGAGGGUUUUGGUUGGGGUUGUGGAGCACUCGAGGAGUGCUGAACCUUGGAGCUUUGGAGAGUUGCUUUCGAGAGUCAAGGAGGAGAGGUGGGUGAAGGGGGAGAGAGAUCAGAGAGUUACUGGGAGCGGUAGGUAUGAGCCCGGUGGGGUUAUGUAUAGACCUGUUUUUGGAGAGGAGUGGUGCGGCUUGGUUGAUUUACUGAGAGUUUUGAAACUGGAUGGUCCGGCGCUCUACUAUGAGAAUAGAAAAGGUAGGUGGUUGGAAAAUGGAGUUUAUCAUCAUUGGUAUACGCAGGCUCCGAAUGAGUAUGUUGUUAUACCUGUUGAUGAUGAUGAUGAUGAUAACGGAGGAGAUGAUAAAUCUUCUUCACCUUCAACAAAAUCAUCCUCGGGCUCUAAAUCCGGUCGUUUCGAUCCUUUCAAUCCUAAUCCUGUCGUUCCUGCGCAACCGGAUGAGAAUCCUGAAGAGGAGAGAGCUGAAGGUCAGACAACUCCGGUUGAUCUAUCACAAUUCGGUAUUAAUGUCGGAUUUUUAGAUCCUUCGAAAAAGGUAAGUCUUCCCCCUCCCCAAACCCACCCCUCAUCGGCAAAACCAUCUAGCAAAAAAUCGGAUUCCCCAGAUUCCUUCCCUGUGCGUCCGAAUGCUGGAGUAACUAUCGAGAUACAUCCCCCGGCUUCUGAUGUUUCUUCCGAGACACCAGAUAUCACAGUACCAGUCGUAGCACCAAAUACCGAUACCUUAGAUCCUAGACCUACUCCUACCGCACGCCCCGAAUUCCAAGUCCCUUCUUCCUCAUCCUCUUCAACUACUGAUUCUAGCACCGAAUCGGUUUCCCUCACCUUAUCUCACUAUGAACGCGAAGACGCCAAGGCACGCGCGGUCAUGGCGAAAUAUUGGAAGGAAGAACAAAAGCGCGAACAAGAGGGGAAAGAAGCCGAAGCAGAGAAGAAAACACGAGCCGUUGCGGAACAAACAGAAAAAAACAGAAAAAAGAGUAGUAUGGAUCUCGGAAGCGAGAGAGCCUUUAGCGUGCGAAGCGCAGGCUCAAUACCCCAGUUCGAGGACUUGGGAGCGCAGGAUGAAGAAGUUUGGCAGCCGGAAGGAUGGAGAAAUGUAGAUGGAGACGAGGCGAGCGAAGAAACGAAAGUUUUUCAAGAAGAAAGAAAACGGGUUGAAGAGCAAGAACGUCUGGAAGAAACCAUCCGUAAUCUCAGACCGGGGAUCGGAUAUCUCAGACCCGUUCGUCAUCCUCCUCUUCCUUCUCUUCCCGGCCCGGUAAAAUAUACUUCUCGCGAUAAGAAUCAACAUUCGCAUCUCCUUCAAGGCACUACCCCCGAAGAAAUCGCAGCCCUCGCCCCCAACACAUCCAAUUUCCUCGGACGACCCUUCCACCGCCGCUUCCGCGCGCCCUCGACCCCCUGGCUCGAGAAUGCACCUCCAGGCUCCAGCCUCAAUCCCAAACGCAACCCAUACCCAGGCCCCGCCCCCGUCGUCAAGGAAUACCAUGCCAUCGCGCUCGCGGACGCACUCACCAGCACCAUCGGCGAGCCCUGGACCGAAGACCACGAACUACGCACUCGCUCGCAAGGGCUCGCGCGCAUGCUGCGCGGCCACCAACUCUCCGAAGUAUCACCAACCAUCAGGAAACGUCUCAUCGGGCACAAUUACGUCGUCGAACAUCGCACCCGCGCGAGGGAAAUCCACGCGUUAUUCCCCGCGCGCGCGCACAAUGUGCAGGGCUUUGAAGAUGCGGAGGAUAGGUGGUGGAGGAAUCAGAUUGCGGAGGGGGAGAUAGUGAAGCUGGAACGACAGGCUGCGAGUAUGGAUGAGGAGGUUGCGUUGACGGCGUUGGAAACGCUGGCGGCGUGGCGGAGAGGUGAUAGACAGUAUUUGUAUGAGCCGGUGGGUGUGCAGAAUCCGUUUUUGGGAGCCCCGAGAACGCAGCCCCAGGCGGAAGAGGAGAUUAGUCCUGGAACGGUGGUUUUUGGUCCGGAGACGGAUCCGAAUGCGAGACGGGUGAUUAGAGAUCCGAGGGUGGAGGAGAGGAGGGUGUUUAGAGAGACUUUUUCGCUGGAUAUGAGGGCGCAGCAGGAGUUGGAGGAGCAGGAGGAGAGGGAGGUGGAGGAAGAGGUGGAGAGGAUUGAGAAGGAGAAGAAGAGGAGGAUGGAGAUGGCUCUUGCGCAGAUUUUGAGGAUGAGAGAGGAGGCUGCGGGGAAUGAAGAAGAAGGAGAAGAGGAAGAGGAGGAGGAAGAGGAAGAGGAAGAGGAUGAGGAAGAGAAGGAGAAGAAGAGGAGGAUUAAGGUGGCUUUCGCGCAGUUCUUGAAAACGAGAGCGGAGGCUGCAGAGAAGGAUGGGGACGAGGAAGAAGAAGAAGAAGAGGAAGAAGAGGAAGAAGAGGAAGAAGAGGAAGAAGAGGAAGAAGAGGAAGAAGAGGAAGAAGAGGAAGAAGAGGAAGAAGAGGAAGAAGAGGAAGAAGAGGAAGAAGAGGAAGAAGAGGAAGAAGAGGAAGAAGAGGAAGAAGAGGAAGAAGAGGAAGAAGAGGAAGAUACAACUACAGCGGCGCCGGAGCCGGACAAUAGUUGGCAGAGGGGUGAUGAGGGGGGAUUUGGAACGGUUUAG
Messenger RNA from Botrytis porri, 3564 nucleotides. RefSeq lists its product as uncharacterized. The transcript has a single exon. Bases 1 to 3564 code for a protein of 1187 amino acids. Lineage: Eukaryota; Fungi; Ascomycota; Leotiomycetes; Helotiales; Sclerotiniaceae. The record is from RefSeq and is a predicted model, not a curated record.